CGUCCUGCAGAGCUUUUUUUUAGUCUUUGUUUGGACGAAAUUGUUGUACAAAAUAGGUCGAAAGAUCGAUUCAAAAGUAAACAAUGGCUGAUGAAGAAAACUACGAAUCAAGUGAGACUCAGGAUAAAGAAGAAUCAAGCACGCGCCACUCAAGACUUCAAUGGAAAUGCCUCGAUUUUGGCUGGAUUAUAUACACUUGGCCUGGUCGUUUUAAAUUGGCCGAAUUCCUGACAAGCCUUUUAGGAUUUAUAUGCAUUGCUUCCGUAAACGCUUUCGACGAAGAACCACGCUAUGAAUUUUUCGUAUUCGUUGGCAUUUUUAGCUGGAUCAUGGUUUGCAUACACAUAAUUCUAGGAAUUCCACAUCUCAUUGAAAAACUACCAGGAGUUGUGACACAACCAUUAGUGUUCCUAGCUUGCUGUGGCUUGGCUGUGCUAGCAUGGUUGAUUGCAUCCAGUAUCAUUAUGGCAAAAGAUAAAAACGACACAACAGUGCAGGCAGGAGCAGUCUUCGGAUACAUAACAAUGUUUCUGUUCUUUUUCGAAGCUUUGUAUUAUAUUAUUGUGUGGCGCAGGGGCCGUUCUGCGUCUCGGGAAAGGGAAAAUAAGGAGAUGGACAACCCAGCAGAAGCAGAUGACUACGUUCAACCUGAGGAUCCAGCAUACUAGUUAAACGUGUUACCAGACUAGUGAAACUUGUUUCCAUAUAAAAAACUAGAAUGAAUUUUUGACAAUGACCUUUUUUGAUAUCAUUACACCGUUAUGUACAAACAUACAUUUCAUAAUAGUCUAAAUUUAUGAAACUAAUUGCAGUGAUGAAGCAAUGCCAUGUAUUUGAUAUGUCAAGAUACAUGUCAAAAAUGUCAGUGAUAAUAAGUGUGUGAUUAUGUGUAACAUGUAUUGAAGCCAUUGCAGUUGAAUUUGCAAGUCUGUUAUUUUGUUGAUUACAACGUCUGAUUAUAUUAUCCUAUUGAUCAAGUGUAAAAUGCAUUAAAUACCAUAUUUAUAUUAAGUUGGUUUAGCUUAGUAUUUAUGACCAUAGUUGUCAGUAGAGAUUCAUAUUGAACUAUCAGUAGAAUCAUUUCAUGUCACAACUGAAAAUUAUAAAUUUUUAACUUGACCUGUUAGGCUUAGUUGUGGAUAAUAAAAUCAUUUUAUUA
This is a messenger RNA of Dendronephthya gigantea, 1159 nucleotides long. RefSeq lists its product as uncharacterized. Bases 84 to 668 code for a protein of 194 amino acids. The record is from RefSeq and is a predicted model, not a curated record. The transcript has a single exon. NCBI's taxonomy places the organism in Eukaryota, Metazoa, Cnidaria, Anthozoa, Malacalcyonacea, Nephtheidae. Gene Ontology annotation, cellular component: membrane.